AAGUGAAACAACAAACGUUAUUGAAGCUAGCUACCUCAGCAGAGGGUUAACAUCACAGACACAUACAGAUAUGGGGGACCUUCCUGUCAAUCCGCUGGUUCUGAUUGGUGUGGGCUCCAGCUUCGCCUUCUCUGGCCUUUUCUAUCAUCUGUACAAAGGGAAGAAAGAAGAGUUGAAGAAGCUAAAGGAAAUACCCGUAUUCAAGCCAGAUCAGCAUUUGGUGAAAGUACUGAAAGCGUCUCCUCACAGGCGGCUUCAGUAUGUUGCUGUAGAAGGUCUGGUGCAGGCGGAUGGGGAGUCUCUGGCAAGUCAGUUUGUCCCUCGUUGUUACGGUGUGAUUCAGAAGAUCGCAGUGGAGGAGCAGUGGAAAUUCUGGAACUCCCUCACCAAGACAUGGAAUUCACGGACAAUAAACAGAAAAGAAACCAACAACUCUGUGCCGUUCAGUCUGGUCAGCCCUGGGGCCUUCAUCAAUGACUUGUAUGUGAAGGUUCAGAACCCUCUGGAGGCCUCCGGGUGCUACCUGGACAGGGUGUACUUCAAAAGGAGUCGGGCCGAGAAGGGCUUGGCAGACAUGGUGAUGAAUGGCAUCACCGGGGAGGAGCCAGUGGCCAUGGAGGUCAGCGAGGAGCUGCUGCGGGUGGGGAGCACCCUGACUGGGUAUGGGGAGGUGGUGCUGGAGGGAGGGCAGGUGAUGAGGCUGCAGGCCCCGCAGGACGGCCGCAAGUUCAUCCUGGUGCCCACCGACCACCGGAGCUUCAUGGACGGGCACGAGAAGUCCGCCAGUAUGUGGAAGACGCUGUCGGCUGUUACUGGCAUCACAGGGGCCGCUAUUCUAACCAAGGUCAUCUGUGGGUUAGUGGGGAACCAGGAUGGAAAAUCCAAGAAGGCCUGAAGACGAUACUGUUGCUUUAACGGUUGUGUGACCGCUUUAUAGCUCUCCAAAAACUGCCUCAGGUGUUUUGUUUAGAUUCCACAGCAACUUUCUGAUGCUAAGAUAAUGUAUCACUUGUCAAAAUUCCUCAAGUGUUAGAUCCAUCAUGAUGCUAAGAUUAUUAGUCAGUGUCAUCUUGUAAGUUUUGUUUUCCCAUUAAAGUAGCAGCUACAGGGGCCUGUGAGGGUCAAUACACAACAUUGGACAAAACAUAGAAAGCACAGGAAUUUAUAAAACAUUUACAAAUUUGGAAAAAAAUACACUCAAAAAUAAAGCUGAACAGAAUCUUAGAUGUUGAUACAUUUCCCACAUUGUGAUUAUAAUGUGUUCAAUGUAUUUGUUAAAGUGUUUUGAUCCAAUGUUGUUCUGCUGUGACAGGCACUACUUUUCUUGAAACCAUCAUGAAAAUAUCUCUUAUUUCUCCUGCAGUCACUGGGACAUUUUGAAUAUAUGAAUAGCUGAAAACUGAUGACACCUCAGAGGAGGACACAUUAAAUGUGGCAUAUUUUAGUAUUGUUAAACUAUUGAAUCAAGGCAACAUUUUUGUAAUUCAAUUGUAUUUUUAUAAUGUAAGAUCAAAUCUUUUUUUUGUGGAGUUGUGUGGCGUAAUCAAUUUUUCACUUUUGAUUUGCAAGAGUAACUGAGCCUGAUUAAAAUUGAAUGUAAAAAAUGUUUUGGACUGGAUCUAUUUGCAGAUAUAAUGUACUACCUCUUAGAUAAGACCUGCAGUCUGUUUGUGGAACAAAAGAUAACACAUGAUAAAGGGAUGUGGUGAUAUUUUUAAUAAAACCUUUAAAUUGA
Messenger RNA from Trematomus bernacchii (emerald rockcod), 1735 nucleotides. It is a transcript of the gene mul3, whose product is annotated as mitochondrial ubiquitin ligase activator of nfkb 1-A. NCBI's taxonomy places the organism in Eukaryota, Metazoa, Chordata, Actinopteri, Perciformes, Nototheniidae. The transcript is spliced from 5 exons. Gene Ontology annotation, molecular function: ubiquitin-protein transferase activity. Gene Ontology annotation, biological process: organelle organization; protein ubiquitination. The coding region runs from base 71 to 895 and encodes 274 amino acids. The record is from RefSeq and is a predicted model, not a curated record.